CAUGAGAGGAUACCGAGGCAUCAAGUACACCUUGUUCAUCUUCUGCUACUUCUUCUGGGUUGUGAGCGCCGUCCUGAUCGCCGUGGGGAUCUACGCCAAGAUCGCCAAAGAGAAAGAUGUGGUGGACACGCUCACUGUUGAUCCAGCUUUGCUGCUGAUUGUUGUUGGCUCGUUGAUGUUCCUCAUCACGUUCCUGGGAUGUUUUGGAGCGCUGAGGAACGCCACCUGCCUGCUGAAGACGUUUUUGGCGAUCCUGGUGGCCAUCUUCCUCUUGCAGCUUGCAGCCGGAGUCCUCGGAUACGUUUUUACAGACAUGGUAACGUUUCAGAAGCAGAAUCGCAGCACACCAAGUACCAAACCAAACACACGUGAGCCUGCUGUCGUUCAGGUGAUGGACAGGACGGAGAAGCUGAUGAUGAAGGCCAUUGUCCGCUACAGGGAGGACCAGGACCUGGAGAACGCCAUCGACUUCAUCCAGAAGAAGUUCCUGUGCUGUGGUGUAGAGGGCUACAAGGACUGGUCCCACAACAUUUACUUCGAGUGUUCGGACACCAACCCCAGUCUGGAGGCCUGUGGGGUUCCCUUCUCAUGCUGCGUUCGCUUGAAGAACCAGACAGUGCUCAACACCAUGUGUGGCUACGGGACACAGCAGAUGGAGGAACCUUCAGCCAGAAAGAACGUCUUCACCACCGGCUGUGUAGAGAAGAUCCUCGGCUGGGCCAGGAACAACCUGCGGCUGGUGGCCGGCCUCACCGCCGGCCUGCUGCUGCUUGAGGUGUGCAUGAUGUCCCUGGCAGGUGCACAGAUCUCCUGGAUAAAGAAGGUCCAGCAGAGACAGAAAGAAAUCGAAGCUCGUUGUAAAUCUGAGAAAAAGGAGAGACUUUGGUUUCCUGCGUUCGCCGACUUCGACAACGAAUAA
Messenger RNA from Nematolebias whitei (Rio pearlfish), 919 nucleotides. RefSeq lists its product as uncharacterized. Gene Ontology annotation, cellular component: membrane. NCBI's taxonomy places the organism in Eukaryota, Metazoa, Chordata, Actinopteri, Cyprinodontiformes, Rivulidae. The record is from RefSeq and is a predicted model, not a curated record.